AUGAUCAAAUUUAAGGAGUGCAUUGAACAAGUUGGUGGUGAGAAAACUGUAACUACAUUGAUAGCAGAUGUACCCACUAGAUGGAAUACCACUUAUGAAAUGCUUAAUCGUGCUCUCAAAUUCAGGCGUGAGUUGGCAAUUCUCCAAUUGAGUGAUAGAAAUUACAAGUAUUAUCCUUCAGAAGAAGAGUGGAAUAGGCUGGAAAUUCUUUGUCGGUUCUUGCAACCAUUUUGUGAUAUCACUAAUUUGAUGUCUGGCACUUCUUAUCCUACUUCUAACUUGUAUUUUCUACAAGUUUGGAAAAUUCAGCGUGUUCUCAUUCAUAUGAGUAAUGAUGAAGAUGUGGUUGUAAGUAGCAUGGCUAAUAAGAUGAUGGAUAAGUUUCGAAAAUAUUGGGAAGAGUAUAGUGAUGUGCUUUCACUAGGAGCUGUUCUUGAUCCUCGGAUUAAGUUUACUACAUUAUCUUUUUGUCAUAAAAAGAUUGAUGCUUACACACAUGAUGACAAGAUGGAAAAUAUAAAGGCAAACGUGUAUAAGCUCUUUGAGAAUUAUGUAAACAUUAAUUCAUCAACUACCAUUGAUCAAAGUCAAGAUAACACUCACUCUUCAAGUCAAGGGUCAAUGGAAACGAGAGGAUGGAAUGAUGAGAUCUUUGAUGAAUUGUUCUUGCACAAUCAACACCUUGCAAUAAAUGCUGGAAAAUCUGAACUUGAUGUUUAUUUAGAGGAGCCUAUAUUGGUUAUUGACAACUGGAAUAGUUUUGAUGCAUUGCAAUGGUGGAAGGAUAAUAGUUGUCGUUUUCCGAAUCUAUCAUUAAUGGCUCGUGACUUGUUAAGCAUUCCUAUUACCACUGUGGCAUCUGAAUCUGCUUUUAGCAUUGGAUCACGUGUGCUUAACAAAUAUAGAAAUAAGUUGUUGUCAAAGAAUGUUGAAGCUUUAGUAUGUACCCGCAAUUGGUUGGCUGGUUUUGAUGCCAAUGAUGAUGAUGAUGAUGAAGAUGGUAUUUCCCAUAUAUUAGCUUCUUCACGGGGAUCUAAUGGUCAUGAAACUUUGUAG
Molecule: messenger RNA, 1056 nt
Organism: Gastrolobium bilobum
Lineage: Eukaryota; Viridiplantae; Streptophyta; Magnoliopsida; Fabales; Fabaceae
Product: zinc finger BED domain-containing protein RICESLEEPER 2-like
Exons: 3
Coding region: 1-1056 (351 amino acids)
Molecular function (GO): DNA binding; protein dimerization activity
Source: RefSeq, a predicted model, not a curated record